CAAAUUUGGCAACACCCACCACCCCUUUGUAUUCUGGUGGAGAAAAUGGAGGAGAUCCUCUACCUACAAGUACCUACCACUUUUCUACACCUACCCUCUCCUACUCCUCUUCCUUCCAUUUUAAGCUGACCCCUCUUCUCUCUCUCUCUCUCACGUUAACACACAGCAAUGGAGGCAAAGCUGUUGAGGGCCGCCUCUCCUUCGAUACAAAUACCCACUGGCUUCAAGAAGUCUUCGAAACCCAGUUGCCUAUUUCCGCACCAAAUUAGAAAAAAUUGCAGCUCUGGAUUCUUCCUCAAUUCGGACUAUUCGUCGAAUCGUGGCGUCCAAUCGGUUCGAGCCUCUGCAACUUCCAUUGGAUUGCCAAAAGAAAAAAGAAUUGACGAGAGUAAGACCUACACUCUAGAUGGCAUAAGACAUUCUUUAAUUCGUCAAGAGGAUAGCAUCAUAUAUGGCCUCCUGGAGAGAGCUCAAUACUGUUUCAAUGCUGAGACGUAUGACCCUAAUGCUUUCUUCAUGGCUGGUUUCCAAGGCUCUUUGGUUGACUUCAUGGUCAAAGAAACUGAAAAGCUUCAUGCUCGGAUGGGCAGAUUCAAGAGUCCCGAUGAACAUCCUUUCUUCCCAGAAGACUUACCUGAACCUAUGCUGCCUCCUCUGCAAUACCCUCAGGUUCUUCAUCCCAUCGCUGACUCAAUCAAUAUCAACAAGGAAGUAUGGAACGUGUAUUUUAGAGAUGUUCUUCCUAGACUAGUGAAGGAAGGAGAUGAUGGUAACUGUGGAUCAGCUGCGGUUUGUGACACGAUUUGCUUGCAGGCUCUCUCAAAGAGAAUCCAUUACGGUAAAUUCGUAGCAGAGGCUAAAUUUCGGGCUUCACCGGAUGCAUACGAAGCUGCCAUUAGAGCACAAGAUAAGGCAAGACUGAUGGACUUGCUGACAUACCCCAUAGUGGAAGAGGCAAUAAAGCGGAGAGUGGAGAUGAAAGCCAAGACCUAUGGGCAAGAGCUCACCGUGAAUGUAGAGGAGGAAGGAUCUGAGCCGGUAUACAAAAUAAAGCCAAGCUUGGUUGCUGAUCUGUAUGGGGACUGGAUCAUGCCUUUGACAAAGAAAGUCCAAGUUGAGUAUCUACUGAGAAGGCUGGAUUGAAUCAAGGCCAGAUGAUAAAAGGAAACGAUAUACAUACAUAUAUAUGUAUCUAUCCUAUUAUUGAGCAGUCCUCCGAGAAACCACCUCUUGCAUAUGGAAACUGCCAAACCCGCGUGUAUGUCCUCAAAUAAGAGCACGAUAAAGCCUUUAAAUGCUGCUUAUGAUGUGUACAAAGUCGAAAGUCGGAUUGUUCAUUUUGAAACCGGUGGAGUUAGUUGUGCUUAUGUUCAACGGGAGUCACAGGACUCUGAUUCAUAUCAUCAUGAUGUAAAAACAUGAUUUAGGUAGUAGUUUCAUAUAGAAUGGAAUGUGUUUUAAGGUGGUUUUUAUUUGGGAAUAUGUAUUUGGCACCGGGGCAGAGGUGCUCCUGGCUUUCGCGUGAA
Messenger RNA from Rhododendron vialii, 1526 nucleotides. RefSeq names its product chorismate mutase 1, chloroplastic. The record is from RefSeq and is a predicted model, not a curated record. Gene Ontology annotation, molecular function: chorismate mutase activity. Gene Ontology annotation, biological process: chorismate metabolic process; aromatic amino acid biosynthetic process. The transcript has 6 exons. Gene Ontology annotation, cellular component: cytoplasm. Bases 169 to 1143 code for a protein of 324 amino acids. NCBI's taxonomy places the organism in Eukaryota, Viridiplantae, Streptophyta, Magnoliopsida, Ericales, Ericaceae.